AGGCAGACAACACACAAUGAACACAGACGAAGCAUACUCUAACGCCAACAUCAAGUCCAAUAAGGAUAAACUACAACAUGUUCAGGAUAUAACAUCGUUAGUUUUAGGAAUAGCAUCAGGAAUACUCACAUUGGAAUCAAUUCAUGGUUUCUUGUUGUAUGUAAUUGGACUCACAUUGGCCAAUGGGUUAUUUUAUGUCAUAUGCGGUGAGGGAAAGAUAGACAAGUACUUUAAGCUGCCGAUUCAAGAGGUUUUUGUUAGUGGGAUUGUUGGCAACAUGCCUGGAUUCGUUAUGAUGUGGUGUUUGGUCUAUGCCUUGGUAAGUACGUCGGCGUGAGCGUGUCCCGUUAGCUAGAGAAUCAAUUCGGGGGAAAGUCUGCAACUUAGUUGAAGGUAUAGAGUAUAAUUAGCGACUGUGAAUUGAUUGGGAUGGCACAAUAGGUAACAGAAUUGCAGUUCCUCAGAUGCUGUCUGGUGCUGCAACAAAGAAAGAUUUGCCCUACAAGUUUUUUUUUAUAUAUAUUAUUUUCAAUUGCUACAUUCCAGUAGGUUAAAAUAAUUCACAUUGCCAUUCCAGUUUACUUUGAUUAAAAGAAGUAAGUAUGUUUAAUGUAUUCGUUUACCAACCCCUAUUCCCAGGUCCUAUAGAUCUUAUGUAAUAUAAAUGUACAAAGUGUAAGUA
Spathaspora passalidarum NRRL Y-27907 is the source of this 682-nucleotide messenger RNA. RefSeq lists its product as uncharacterized. Gene Ontology annotation, cellular component: membrane; endoplasmic reticulum; EMC complex. The transcript has a single exon. NCBI's taxonomy places the organism in Eukaryota, Fungi, Ascomycota, Pichiomycetes, Serinales, Debaryomycetaceae. The coding region runs from base 17 to 337 and encodes 106 amino acids. Gene Ontology annotation, biological process: autophagosome assembly; protein folding in endoplasmic reticulum. The record is from RefSeq and is a predicted model, not a curated record.